GGAAAUAGGAUACCAAAAUACGUCCGCGGUGAUCCAGAUAUGGAGCAUCGCUGAUCACGAGAAAAGACCAUCACUAUCCUGCUGGUAGCGUUCACGACGAGCGAUGCGCGAUGCGAGCGCUGGCAAUCAAGCGCUGCUCCGACCGCCGACAGCAGAAGAUGUGAACGCUUGCGGUAUGGGCGAAUCGAGGCACAGGUUAGGUACAUUCGAGACCAAGUCUCCCUUUCCUACCAGUACGCGGGGUGCUUUCCGGCCAGCAUUCGGGCACAGCGCCAUGCCCCAGCCACUAAACAGUCGCCAAAGCACGACGUACCUGGCAUGAAAAGAACAUUUUCAAUUCCGAGACUCUGCCGGAUUGGGGGCCGUCGGAGAACUGGGGAAUCCAUAGGGGACUUUGAGAGCCUCACCAUGGCCGUGGAUAGCUAUUCAGACUUCGUCCUUGUCAGGCCAUGAUGUUGAGGAUGGCCACGCGAUAGAGGGGACCAGUCUUUGAAUAAGGGGGCGGAUAACCGCUGAGUUUAGACGCAACGUUGUCCCGACCCACUAGACUUCCCACAUGAUAGGAUAGACCAGCUUCUCGAUGCCUAAGAGAAGGCAGUGGGUAGCAAAUACACGUCGUCUGGUUGGUCGGAAUACUUCAGAAGAAUACAUAAGAAACCUCUGGAGGCGCAAGAUGUAACCCUGAUGACGAUAGGCCGCUGAUGGACACAGCCACGGGCGCUUCGUGCCCGACUGCUUGACGAGAGAUAUGGUGCGGCGAAGCCUCGAAAAGAUAUCCUCAAAUGAAUGCUCAGUACGCUGCCGUUCCUUUUUUUCCCAUCCCCUAGCUGAAAUGGACCAGUCGCCCAUAGCGAGGAUCCGGAACAACUCUCCAGUUCAUUAUCACGGCCCUAGACAGGCAAUAAGCGAAACACGAGGUCUGAAAUCUGGAUCCGCAGCCAUAGAAUACACCUAGUGUGAGGCCAUGAAUGCAACUCCGUGUUCCGCCCGGACCGUGGCGCCGAUAGCCUUCGUGUGGGUCAUCUAAACGUCACACCGCAAAACAUCGCAUCGAGUGGUAGGAGAUAGUGUCGUCGCCAACCAAGGAUGUUCACGGCGCGAGUUCGGGGUAAUUUGGCCGUCAGAAUAAUGGUAUCGAAUACGCUGGGGUAGACGGGAAGUGAUGUCCACGCCGCACCCAGCAUCGGCUCCAUAGAAAUCGCUUACGUCUCAUCGUUACACAUGUUGCAAUCCGCCACAUAGAGUUGAACUUGUUUGUGCCCAAGCUCGACGCAGAAGGUCGCAGACUUCGCUGCAUCGAAGCCUCUUUGACCGAGGAAGCCGAGGACGAGCAAGGGUAUCGAAACCGCAUAUUUUUGGCAUUUCAGCGUCCAGGAAGAGUAUGUGAUGCGUAUUUCUCACCGAGUCAUGGACAAAAGCCACAGAAUCGAUGUCCACCCAAUACUUGGUCAUUUCGGAGCCCGCCGAUUGGCCAAUUUGUGGACACCCCUUCGGCAUGACAAGAGUCGCGCAGUUCAUCACGUGCACAGACCAAUCCAUAGGCUAAAGACUUGAGCCAACAUAAACUCGCAAGUGUUCCGUAGAAGAUCUUAAAGUGGACACUCACGAGCGG
Messenger RNA from Dacryopinax primogenitus, 1612 nucleotides. RefSeq lists its product as uncharacterized. Lineage: Eukaryota; Fungi; Basidiomycota; Dacrymycetes; Dacrymycetales; Dacrymycetaceae. The record is from RefSeq and is a predicted model, not a curated record. The transcript is spliced from 4 exons. Bases 104 to 322 code for a protein of 72 amino acids.